Acanthopagrus latus (yellowfin seabream) is the source of this 2784-nucleotide messenger RNA. RefSeq names its product glucosidase, beta, acid (gene gba1). The coding region runs from base 199 to 1761 and encodes 520 amino acids. The transcript is spliced from 12 exons. Gene Ontology annotation, biological process: glucosylceramide catabolic process. NCBI's taxonomy places the organism in Eukaryota, Metazoa, Chordata, Actinopteri, Spariformes, Sparidae. Gene Ontology annotation, molecular function: glucosylceramidase activity. The record is from RefSeq and is a predicted model, not a curated record.
GUCAUGUUUGUUCGCCCAGUCAGACUCGGGCUGGUUCUGGCGGAGUGGACGCAGUGGAGGUGACGGUGGAGUGUAAACAUCUGAACCAGCCCGCAGGACAUGACAGAGUGUGUGUCAGGAUCCUCUCAGGUCAGAUCAUCUCUCCUGGAGACCUCUGAAUGAAACGACAGUAAAAUGUGUGUGUGAGCUGCAUAGAAAAUGGCGUUGUCAUUGUCGUCAAUACUGUUGGCCCUCAUGUUCCUCUCAGCGGAAGUGACCCUCUCAGGAAGCCAGAAAUGUGUCGGCAGAAACUUUGGCCACGGCUCGGUGGUGUGUGAGUGUAACUCAACCUACUGUGACAGCGUGGGCUCCGUCACCUUGCCUCCUCUGGGCCAGUACUCCUCCUACCUGACCAGCAUGGCUGGCAGCAGACUGGAGGCAGCUCAGGGUCAGGUCCAGGCGAACAGCACCGGAGCAGGCCUCAAGCUGACUCUUGCUCGCUACCAGAAGUACCAGAAGAUCAGGGGCUUCGGCGGAGCCAUGACGGACGCGGCAGCCAUCAACAUCCUGUCUCUCUCUGCUGGUGCUCAGGACCAGCUGCUCCGACAGUACUUCUCCCCUGAAGGUAUCGGCUACAGCGUGGUGCGUGUGCCCAUGGCCAGCUGUGACUUCUCCACCCGUCUGUACACCUACGCCGACAUGCCUGGAGACUACAACCUGGACAACUUCACUCUGGCCCCCGAGGACAUGAACAUGAAGAUUCCUCUCCUGCAGCGUGCUCAGGCCCUCUCUCCUCACCCGCUGUCUCUGCUGGCCAGUGCUUGGAGUGCCCCCGCCUGGAUGAAAACAAACGGUGCACUCACAGGAAAGGGCUCCCUGAAGGGCCAGCCGGGGGGAAAGGAACAUAAAACAUGGGCUCAGUAUUAUAUCAGGUUUCUUGAGGAAUACGCCAAAUAUAACUUGACCUUCUGGGCACUGACCACAGGGAAUGAGCCCUCUGCAGGACAGAUUACAAACUACAGUUUCCAGGCUCUGGGCUUCACCCCUGAGGAGCAGAGGGACUGGGUGGCUCUGGACCUGGGCCCUGCCCUGCACGCCUCGUCGCACCCACACACACACGUCCUCAUACUGGAUGACAACCGCCUGCUGCUGCCUCACUGGGCCAAAGUGGUCCUGAGUGAUAUUCAGGCAGGAAAGUACAUUCAUGGUGUGGCAGUUCACUGGUAUCUGGACGGCCUCGUCCCAGCUGAGCUGAGCCUGGGAGUCACCCAUCAUCUCUACCCAGAGUAUUACCUGUUUGGCACUGAGGCCUGCUCUGGCUUUACCCCACAGGACAGAGGGGUGAAGCUGGGAAGCUGGCACAGGGCUGAACAGUACACACACGACAUUAUCCAGGACUUAAAUCAUUACGUGGUCGGUUGGACGGACUGGAACCUGGCGUUGGACCAGACCGGAGGACCGAACUGGGUUAAAAACUUUGUAGACAGCCCUGUUAUAGUGGACGCAAAGCGCGACGUCUUCUACAAGCAGCCGACCUUCUACAGCAUGGCCCACUUCAGUAAGUUCCUGUGGGAGGGGUCUCAGAGAGUGGGUGUGUCCUCCAGUCAGAAAACAGAGCUUGAAUACUCUGCCUUCAUCAGGCCAGAUGGCUCAGUCGUGCUCAUCAUACUCAACAGGUCGUCAUCGGUGAUCCAGUUUGAAGUGUGGGAUCCCGCUGUGGGCUACAUCCCCUGCACCGCUCCGGCUCAUUCGUUCCUCACACUUGCUUGGAACACACACUGAUUAAUGUAACUGUUAAUGCAGGUUUACAUAGGCCGAAUCCAAAUGUCCGGACUUCACUCCCCUUGCAGACUCAAAGGCUUCACAGGUGCAUCUCCACACAUUUUUUAAUGUUGCUGCAUUCAAAUGCUCCUUAGUCGUUCUUUACGACUCCAGUGUGUUCAUUUGAACACAAAGGAAACGAUACAUGACUUUACAAUCCAUGAAUUUGGUGAAAGUGUAAAACUGAAUGUUUACUUCUGUCUGCCAUGUUUCAGUGUCAUAAGGUGACAACUAAGCGACAGGUGUACCAAAAUUGACUUUCCAACUUAUUUAAAACUUGAGAGGACAUUCGCUUGAAUUUUCAGGUUGUAUUGUACUUGUACCUUUCUAAUUGCCGACUGAAAAGCAAAAAAACUGAAUGUUUGUCAAUUUAUGGAAAUAUUACUUAAAUCGUGUCGGUCAGAAAUUAUAGUCAACCAAAUCUUCUUAUAGAUAAUCAAAAUGCAUUUCACGAUUGCACUCCUAUGGCCAGUCAGUGGCUUAUAUACCCUCGCAGUCUGUGCCUUCGCCGGCUCUACCCGAUGACAGUGAACACAUCACAGUAGGUACGACGGAAGUGGACAUUUGGAUUAAGCCUCAUAUUUAUUUCACCAAAAUCACUUCACAGAUAUUUUGUCAUCGCCUUAAAGCUUAAAGUCACAGCAAAAUGUUUCAUGUUGGAACGUUUUUUUUUUGUUUUUUUUUUAUCGGCUGAGCUUCAAUGAUUUCAUUGGUCACUUAAAUUAACCUCAGAUCCUUUGAUUUUCUUCCAAAAAUCCUGAAAAGUAAUGAUACUUGAAAGAAAUCGAUGUAUUAAUUCACCAGAAUGAUCUGUGCUCAAGUGUAACUGGUGCCUUGAUUUCCAGCUAACAGUAAGUUUUAAGUGUCCUCACAUCUCACAUAACACAUCUGAUGAAAAUAAUAUAAUGUACAGAGUUUGUAAAUCUCUUCUGCUGUGCUGCUAUUCAAUUUUAAAUAAAGCGUAUAUUGUUUUGAAAAAACUCA